GCGUCGAGUUCGCAGUCGCAGUGAGUCAACAUUUUAGACGCGCGCUUUCCAACCGAAAAACGCAAGCAAAUCGCUCGCAAAACAAACAAAAAACGCCCGUAAAGUGCCAAAGCAAAUUGUCAAAGAACAAAAAGUAUACAAAAACAAUAAAAAUAACAAUAAGAGAGAAUAUUGUUAUUACUGUAAUUACGAAAGAGGCUCGCGCGUAGACAAAGCAUGUCCAGUGCACAAGUGUCACAGCCACCGCCGCAGCCGUCGCCACAGCAGACGCAACAGACGCCUCACAUUAGCCAGUUGCUUAUUAGCCACAUUGCCGCCGCCCAGCAACGGGCGACAACAACGCCACCCGCCGCUGUCGAAGCCGCCUCUGAUUACGAUCAGUGCAGCAACACUUCAUCGCCCAGAUCGAGUGGCAGCCACAGUCCAGCAGCUGCUGCAGUCGCCUCCAGUCCGACGCACUCAUCGGCGACGACAGGUUCACCGCACAGCGCCUACGCACCCACACACAGUCCAAUCGUAACGCAGGAAACGCCAACGGAACUCCAGCAGCAGCAUCAGCAGCAGCAACAGCAGCAACAACAACAACAACAGCAACAACAACUCCAUUCGCAGCUGACAGUUGCUGCACCCGUCAUGCCACUUCUGGUGGCGCCCAUACCCGUGGGCUGUCAGGCGACCGGAGUUGGCCCACCUCCAACACAUCAUCAGCAUACACACGUCCCGCAUCCGCGUCUCUACGUCGAGGGCAACUUUCCUCCACAUCACAUGCCACAUCCUUUGGUGAAUGGCGCUUAUCCGCUGCCCAGGCUGCCACUUGCAGCGGUCAUGCUGCCCGCCAAUGGAGUGGUACCUGCAACAACGCUACCGCCGCCACCGCCAGUGCCCAUUCCGAAUGCCAGCUGCUCACCGCCCUCAACCACAGCACUGCAGCAGGCGCAGAGUCAGCCCAAGAAAUCCUUCUGCAUCGAUGCAUUGCUCGCGAAGAGUCAGCAUCAGACUGGAGACAGACCACAGCCCAACACAGCAACUGAUAUGAUUAUGGAUGAUCAUCGUUUGGCUGCAUUGCACUAUGCUCGGGAUCAGGCGGAACUGAAUCACGCCUUCGUGGCAGCUUCGAAUGCGGCUGCGGCAGCGGCUGCCGCCGGCAUCAGCGAGCAGGAGGCACUGCAGCGGAUACGCGAGUCGCGGGAAUAUGAUUCACCCAGUCCCGACGGCAUGUCCAGAUCGGAAUCUCCCAGCUCAUCGCAUCGCUCCAGUCCGCCCAUCAGUCCCGGUUGUGAGGAUCAGCAGCCACAGCAUGCCCAUCAUCCUCCACAUUUGGGUGUUAUACGCAUUUCCGAUUUCCAUGAUGAGUUCAAGAAACCGAUGACUCCACACAGUCCCAUCCGUCCACAAGAUUUCCCACUCUAUGCGGGCGGGCAUCCGUAUCAGCUACUGGCGCAAAGUAACUCCGCUUUUCAUAGGCCACUGGAUCCGUCUGGGAAGCCCAUACCGAUACCAAUGGGUCACAAUUUUAUGCCAUCACAGCUGCAGUUUGAGUUUCUGGCACGCGCCGGCAUGCUGCAUCAUCGCAUCCCAGAGCUGGCCGCCUAUCCGCAUCAUGCCAUAUUGGGCAAGACGCGAAGACCCCGCACCGCGUUCACCUCCCAGCAGCUGCUCGAGCUGGAGAAACAGUUUAAGCAGAACAAAUACUUAUCCAGGCCCAAACGCUUUGAGGUCGCCAGUGGUCUAAUGUUGUCGGAGACACAGGUGAAGAUUUGGUUUCAAAAUCGACGCAUGAAAUGGAAGCGAUCCAAGAAGGCGCAGCAGGAGGCCAAGGAGCGGGUCAAGUCACAGCAGCAGCAGCAACAACAAAAUGCACAGAGCACCACCAGCUCCACCAGCAGCACCAGUUAGUUUCGCUUGGAGCGGCAACAAAAACCACUUCUAGUCAUGCCAUGAACAACAACCCGUCCGCCUGGUGAGACACCCUGUAUGCGAAUCGCCAACAACCCCCCGCCCCUUAAUACCACAACAUUUCAUGUGAUUGCGCAAAAUUAGCUUCGCAAUUAGUUGAAAUUAUUUUGGUCAUUGUUGUUGUUGUUGUUGCUGUUGUUGUUGUUGCUCUGAUUUUGUGUUGCUCGAUGUGGGAAUUGAUUUCGCGAGCAACAGCCAUAACAACAAUAACAACAACAACAACAAAAAAACGCUC
Molecule: messenger RNA, 2191 nt
Organism: Drosophila grimshawi
Lineage: Eukaryota; Metazoa; Arthropoda; Insecta; Diptera; Drosophilidae
Gene: exex
Product: muscle segmentation homeobox
Exons: 3
Coding region: 217-1896 (559 amino acids)
Biological process (GO): regulation of DNA-templated transcription; neuron projection morphogenesis; central nervous system development
Cellular component (GO): nucleus
Molecular function (GO): DNA-binding transcription factor activity, RNA polymerase II-specific; sequence-specific double-stranded DNA binding
Source: RefSeq, a predicted model, not a curated record